GAGUGGAGAAACACAUAGCGGAGUCCGGUCCAUCUCUACCGCAGCUAGCUAACCCCGCAGCAAGGCCACUGCGGGAAGAUGGCGACGGAAAAAGCGAAGCAUGAAGGAAGAGUUAAAAUUGGACAUUACAUUCUCGGAGACACUCUCGGAGUGGGGACGUUUGGGAAGGUUAAAGUGGGCCAACAUGAGCUGACCAAGCAUCAAGUGGCAGUGAAGAUCUUGAACAGGCAGAAAAUCCGCAGUUUGGACGUGGUGGGAAAGAUUCGCCGGGAGAUCCAGAACCUCAAGCUUUUCAGGCACCCUCACAUAAUUAAACUGUAUCAGGUUAUCAGCACCCCUACAGAUAUCUUCAUGGUGAUGGAGUAUGUCUCAGGGGGAGAGCUCUUUGACUACAUCUGCAAAAAUGGAAAGUUGGAUGAAAAGGAGAGUCGACGACUGUUCCAGCAGAUCAUUUCAGCAGUAGACUACUGCCACAGACACAUGGUGGUACAUCGAGACCUUAAGCCAGAAAAUGUGCUGCUUGAUGCGCAUAUGAAUGCUAAGAUUGCAGACUUUGGUUUGUCAAACAUGAUGUCAGAUGGAGAGUUCCUCAGAACAAGUUGUGGUUCUCCAAACUAUGCUGCUCCUGAGGUCAUCUCAGGAAGGUUAUAUGCUGGACCAGAGGUGGAUAUUUGGAGUAGUGGGGUGAUUCUCUACGCCUUGUUGUGUGGAACACUUCCCUUUGAUGAUGAUCAUGUGCCAACACUUUUUAAGAAGAUCUGUGAUGGGAUCUUCUUCACCCCACAGUAUCUGAACCCUGCAGUAAUAAGCUUACUGAAACACAUGUUGCAGGUGGACCCGAUGAAAAGAGCCACCAUCAAAGAGAUCCGAGAGGACGAGUGGUUCAAAAAAGAUCUGCCGAAGUACUUGUUCCCUGAGGACCCCUCCUACAGCAACAACAUGAUCGACGACGAGGCCCUGAAGGAGGUUUGUGAGAAGUUUGAGUGCACAGAGGAGGAGGUCCUUGCCUGCAUAUACAGUCGCAACCAUCAGGAUCCAUUGGCUGUUGCCUACCAUCUCAUCAUUGACAAUCGUCGCAUCAUGAGCGAAGCCAAGGAUUUCUACUUGGCAUCUAGCCCUCCUGACUCUUUUCUAGAUGACCAACACCUGACUUCAUCAGGUGCAGCGAUAGUCAAGCCUCACCCUGAGCGUGUACCUUUUCUCGUGGCGGAGACUCCUCCCAGGAGUAUCCGUCACACACUGGAUGAACUGAACCCUCAGAAGUCCAAGCACCAGGGUGUUAGGAGAGCCAAGUGGCACCUGGGUAUACGCAGUCAAAGCAGACCAAAUGAUAUCAUGACCGAGGUGUGCCGUGCAAUGAAACAGCUGGAUUAUGAGUGGAAGGUUGUGAAUCCAUAUUAUCUGCGUGUGAGAAGGAAGAAUCCUGUUACUGGGAUGCUUGCCAAGAUGAGCCUUCAACUGUACACAGUGGACAGCAGAACCUACCUCCUUGACUUCCGUAGCAUAGACGAUGAUAUGUUGGAGACAAAAUCAGGAAGUGCUACCCCUCUGCGCUCUGGCUCUGUGGGCAACUACCGGACCACUAUUAAGAACGAUGUAGAUGGAGCAGAGCUUCCAGGUACACCUAGUACCGUGCACCCCACCAAGACUGGAGAAGGCUCUUUGACGUCAUCGUUGACCUCAUCCAUCGAUUCCACAGGAGGCGGGGACAAUGCAUCUGUCCCUCGACCAGGAAGCCACACCAUCGAGUUCUUUGAGAUGUGUGCAAAUCUUAUUAAACUACUUGCACGAUAGCUCGCAAAACAAUCGCUAGCCUUUUUCUCCCUCUGAGUGUCUUUAUAGCAAUAAGCAUGCAACUGAAUCGUGGCUCAGUUCAUCCCGGCUGAGAAUGAAGUGAUUGUUCCAUGGCACUGAUGCAGGUUGGCGUUCCCUAAGCUGAAGGGAUGUAUACUGAGCUGACUGGGGAUGCAAAGGGUUACUGGGGGAAAGACAAAUGACUAGCUGAUUAAUUAGCUAGGACGAGGGUUUUACAAUUUCCUGAACAACUUAAUAGCAAGCGUCUACAUCCCAACUACACAUAUAUGCGCAAGUGAUUACACUGAAUUUUCUGUACUGUAGUCAGGUGAGCACUGCUUUUCAGUACAGAGAGCAAAAUCACAUUCUUACCUGCACAAAAGGAAGCCACACAUGUAGGUUGGGGGUUUGGGUGGCAGUCACGGGAUGCAGGAAGCACUUUUGCACAAGUUUCUUUUAUUUCCUGCUGCUGGUGUUUUUGGUUUUUUUUUUUUUUUUUUUUUUGGUUCUUUUCAGUAGGGAUCUGAGAAUUGGUGCACAUGUUCAGAAGCGUUAUAUAUAACUAGGGUGGGCAUACCCACCACAUUCAUUGGAGUCUGAAGAAGUUCAGUGACUCCUGUAUUUCUGUCUUGCGUCAGGGACUAAAGAAUGCGUUCAUCAAAUUUAUGUUGGGUUAUUUUUUAUUUUUAUUUUAUUUUUACUUUUUUUUUUUUUUUUAAGAAAUUGUCAGACUAAAUUUCAUGGUUUUGUCCUGUUGUAAAAAUGUGUUUUUGAAUUUGUCUGUCCCCCACCUUUUUAUAUAUAAAGACGUAAACAUAUUUAUCAGUGCAUUAAGUAGGUGGAGUGUUGGUUGUAAAGGAAAUUGAAUUUUUUUUUUUUUUUUUUUUUCUUUUUCUUUCUUGCAUUAAGAUCUAUUGCUGGAUGGUAUAUAUAUAUAUAUAUUUUUUUUUACAGUCUGGCUUGUAAUCAUAAUGAAUUUUAUUUUAUUCAAUCAUAGUUAUUCUGAUACACGAUUGUCUUUGUAUUUAACUUUAGACAGCUUUUUGCCACGACAGUCAAAAUCUAGAACUAGAACUUUCCAUGUCGCAUUAGAAUGACAAGUUGAUUUUUACUUUUUCUCUUAUUUCUUUAUUGUUUUUGGUUUUUGUUUUAGAUUAAUGAAUAGGAUUUCAGUAUGAUUACAAAGUGAAAUGCCUUUUGCCUACAUUUGUUUUGUAAAUGCCAUCACACAUGAAUAGGCCUCAGGGCUCAGUGAGUAGUAGCAAUUACAUGCAGCGCGUGGACAAUGUCUGUUGGUAAGCGAGUACAUCCACAAUGUCAUUUUUGGACAUGUUUUAAUUUCCCAUACAUUCCCUUGAAGUUUGACCUUGUUAAAGGUUUUAUGUUUUUAAACCUGAAACAGACUUAUGAGCUUUGAAUGACAUAGAUCGGGGAGGUAGAUCGCACUUCUGGUGACUUGUAAGCUCACAAAGUAAAGUUAGAUAUGUCUUUGAUUAUAAGUAUGAUGUAUCUCAUUAUCCAUUGCCUCUCCGUGGUCUUAAAGUUUUAAGUUAUGCCUGUUUGGCUGCCUUAUCAUUAAUCAGUACUGUUUAUCAGUUUUAUGUCAGUAAAAGUUGGAAAUUGUGCCGGUCAGAAUUCUUGGUGCUGUUUUUGCGGUUUUGAGGAUUAAAGUAAUCUAAUUACACUAUCUUUAUGGUCGAUUUAUUCAUUUUUCUAGGUGUUUUGCAUUACCAAAAAGGGAAAAAAUUCUAACUGCAAAAACCUAAAAGGUCUGAUUGUCAUCUGUUUUAUAGACAUCAGUAACUACUGCCAUCUUUAAAACGAUGUCAACAGGAUCAAGUUAAAUCAGACUUUUAAGAUAAUGUGUGUGUGUGGGGGGGCUUCUUAUUUAAAUUAAAGUUAUUUGUAUGAAUCUUAUAAUCUGACAUGUUUAUUAGCAAAUGUCAGCAAUCUGAAAUAUCUGUUGUAUGAGCAUUUUACUUUUCAGAGAUAAUUCAGGAGUGACGAUAAUUGUGACCAACUUGUAUCUGUUGUUCAUAUUCACAUUUGACCUUCAUGUCUCAAAGACAAAAUAUAUGGAUCAUGGUAAAGGCACACACACUAUGGGUUUUUUUUUUUUUUUUGGGGGGGGGGGGGGAGAGUUGCAACUUCUGGUUAUAAACUACUUUUCAUGGCUUGCUUGAUACAUUUUGAAAGAAUAUGCGCAAAAAAAAUUUUCUUUUCUUUUUUCUUUUUGCCUCUGAUGGAGUAUUGUCCUAGUGGUCUGUUGAGUUCAGCAUCUGUUUCAUCUGCUUCAAAGAAUAAUUGUUCUGUUUUUGUUUGGUGUGUAAGGGGACCCAACCAGACUGAUCAGUGUAAAUCUGAAUGGACAGUAUUGAAUCAUUUAUAUACACAACUGCAUAAUAAACUGCUAAAAUGCA
Messenger RNA from Pelmatolapia mariae (spotted tilapia), 4214 nucleotides. It is a transcript of the gene prkaa1, whose product is annotated as protein kinase, AMP-activated, alpha 1 catalytic subunit. The transcript is spliced from 9 exons. The record is from RefSeq and is a predicted model, not a curated record. The coding region runs from base 79 to 1794 and encodes 571 amino acids. Gene Ontology annotation, cellular component: cytoplasm. Gene Ontology annotation, biological process: protein phosphorylation; intracellular signal transduction. Gene Ontology annotation, molecular function: ATP binding; protein serine/threonine kinase activity. Lineage: Eukaryota; Metazoa; Chordata; Actinopteri; Cichliformes; Cichlidae.